This is a messenger RNA of Adineta steineri, 474 nucleotides long. The record is from the annotation of a GenBank genome assembly. NCBI's taxonomy places the organism in Eukaryota, Metazoa, Rotifera, Eurotatoria, Adinetida, Adinetidae.
AUGACGACUAGUAGUAAAUCAUUUUGGCCUAUUGUGGCAGCAGUUGGUCUUGGUGUUGGAUUUGUUGGUUACUGUAUUUAUUUCGAUCAAAAACGACGAAAUGCUCCUGAAUUUCGUGAAAAAUUGAAAGCUAAACGAAAAAAACAAAAACAACAUACAUCUCAUUCAAAUGAAGAUUUUACAAUUGAUUCCAGUAAUCCAGAAGAAAUGCGUCGUUAUUUUCUCGAACAAAUUCAACGUGGUGAAGAUUGUUUAUCUCGCGGUGAUCUUGAUAAUGGUGUUGAUCAUCUUGCAAAAGCAGUUGCUGUAUGUAGUCAACCUCAAAGUUUGAUGUCAUUAUUUCAACAAACAUUACCACCAGAAUUAUUCCAAGAGAUAAUUAUGCGUUUACCACGCGUUGCUCAAUCAGUACAUGGUGCAUCUUCGUCAAGUUUUGGUGGUGGUGCAAUUAUCACUGAACCUGACUUAGAAUAG